GGUGCCUUGGGAGAGGAAAAGGGCGCGCGGACACGCGUUCCAGGCGGGGCCGGAGAGGAUCUCCUGGGCACCGCUCGCUUCCUGGCCGGCUUGCUUGCCCGCAGUUGCUCCCUCAGCCCUUCGCUCGCGCGCGCAUCCCCUCCCACACCAGGGAGUAGUUUUGGGUGGCGUGGGCUCCGUCCUCUUCUUGCCUGGUGGGAACGGUGUGCCCGAGAGAGGAAGUCUGGUGGGCCCGGCCCCUCCCAGCCCAGCGCCGAUGAGUGCCAGGGCGCCCAAGGAGCUGAGGCUGGCGCUGCCGCCGUGUCUCCUCAAUCGGACCUUUGCUUCCCCCAACGCCAGCGGCAGCGGCCACGCGAGUGCCCGCGGCCCGGGUGCGGGAGGCAGCGGCGGCGGCGGCACCUGCAUCACGCAGGUGGGACAGCAGCUCUUCCAGUCCUUCUCCUCCACGCUGGUGCUGAUUGUCCUGGUCACCCUUAUCUUCUGCCUCAUCGUGCUGUCCCUCUCCACCUUCCACAUCCACAAGCGCAGGAUGAAGAAGCGGAAGAUGCAGAGGGCUCAGGAGGAAUACGAGCGGGAUCACUGCAGCAGCAACCUCGGCGGCAGGGGGCUGCCCCCGGCCGGCGGCCAGGCCCCAACCCACGCGAAAGAAACCCGGCUGGAGAGGCAGCCCCGGGACUUUGCCUUCUGCGCCCCCUCCAACGCCUCCUCGUCGUCUUCGUGCCCUGGCCGCCCGCGCCAGGGUCCCUGCGCUCCCCCGCCUCCCCCGCCGGCCCCCAGUCCUCAGGGAGCACACGAAACCUCCUGUUUGGACACAGCUGGCGAGGGCCUUUUGCAAACGGUGGUACUCUCCUGAUUGUUUAGCCCCCCUCUUCUCUCCCCUUCCUCAUUUCCAGCAUCUUUGCCGUCCUUGCUUUUUCUCCCCCUCCAUCUUUCCUCUGCCAGUUUUCUCUGGCUUCCCUCCCUUUUUCCUUCUUUCCGUAUCUGCCCUCCCCUUACUGUUUCUCCUCCGCCGAGGCACUGUGCGGUAUUUGUAAAUAUUGGGCGAGGAAAGUCUCGGAAGAAGAAAUAACGCUGAUAAUACUUUAUUAUUAAUAUUUGUAGUAAUUAUUAUAAUACUAAUAACACAAUCCAAGCGCAUGACAAAUCACAUAAUUUCUCAUUGUCAAUGAAGGACGCGUCUUCCCUCUUCACCCUGCACACCCCUCCCCCCAAUAAGGAGGAGAAACCGCACAAGCUACCAAAUAUAAAAAAGGCGUUGAUUCCUGGACCAAAGGGAGUGGAGGGGGCCUGGUGUGUUGUACAUAGCUGUCAAAUUAAGGUUCAGUUACCUUCCCUUCCUUCCCACCCCCCCACCCCCGGCCAAGCUUUCAUUUUUCCUUCAGCUCCCCUCCCUUCCCCAUUCCCACCUCCGCAGGGCUCAGGCAAUACUAUAUUAUAAAGAAAACGUCUACAUUAAGCACCAGAACUACAAGAGGCCACAGAGACAGUCCCAGAAAAACGUGUAUGACAUGUACCGAUCUCUGGUCAGCCCUCUUUCUCACCCCUUAGUUAACCAUUCCCUUUUCCAGGACCAGGCAUUUAAAUUUACUUUUAGAAAUGUCCCUCGCUGGCCGAAAAUCUUUAAAUGAGUUGAAAGAAAAGAAAAGAAAGAGACAGAAAAAAAGAGAAAAAAAGAAAGAAAGAAAGAAAGAAA
This is a messenger RNA of Odobenus rosmarus divergens (Pacific walrus), 1693 nucleotides long. RefSeq lists its product as uncharacterized. The coding region runs from base 257 to 853 and encodes 198 amino acids. NCBI's taxonomy places the organism in Eukaryota, Metazoa, Chordata, Mammalia, Carnivora, Odobenidae. The transcript has a single exon. The record is from RefSeq and is a predicted model, not a curated record.